Molecule: messenger RNA, 5945 nt
Organism: Danaus plexippus (monarch butterfly)
Lineage: Eukaryota; Metazoa; Arthropoda; Insecta; Lepidoptera; Nymphalidae
Gene: Hr3
Product: probable nuclear hormone receptor HR3
Exons: 12
Coding region: 846-2948 (700 amino acids)
Biological process (GO): regulation of transcription by RNA polymerase II
Cellular component (GO): nucleus
Molecular function (GO): nuclear receptor activity; RNA polymerase II cis-regulatory region sequence-specific DNA binding; zinc ion binding
Source: RefSeq, a predicted model, not a curated record
AUUCGUCAAUGCGUCAGUAACGCUUGAACCGCCGCGGCGUCGACAUCUUGUAACGCAGCCGAGUUGUGAACAAACCUAUAGUACAAAAUACUAAGUACAAACAUCACAGUGUUGUGAUAUAUAUAUAUUAUAUGUUAAUGUGACAGUGCCUUAGUGCGUGGAUUGUAAUAAGAAACAAAUAAUCGUAAAGUUUGAUUUUAGAUUAUUGAACGUGUUUCGGUUUUCUAAAAUCGAUACUGUUCCAAAUUUGAAAAACACAUUUAGGUUUCUAUUUCUUAAUUCUCUUAAACUCUCGCUUCUGCUUCGGUUUUCUUUUUACAGAUUUUUUUUUGUUUGUUCUGUGUUCUAUAAAACAGUAUACGGGAACAAGUGAAUAUAAAUUACAAUAAAUUAAACAGUGCCUUAGUAGAAUGUUUAUAUAAGUGGAAAAGAGAAUAAAAACGGAAACCACGGCUACAAAAUGCCAAAGAACUUGUUGCUUUUCAAAAAGUUGAUACCAGAAAUAAACUUCGCGAAAAGAAAUCUUACAUCGCCGCUCGGCCGGAAUAUAUACAUCAGUUAAAAUAAUAUAUAUCAGUGGUGCUUAAAGUCAACAAAGUUGCAAAAAAAUAUUAAAUUAAUUAAUAAAUAAACCUUAGACAGAGUGCCAUAGUUUUUCGAAGAAAAAUUCACAUGGUCAUACAAAAGAAGUUGCCUUAGACAAAGUUUGAAGACAUUUUUUUAAAAAAGGAACACCAACAGCCGACUCGCCAGUUGAGCCGCAAUGCGAAUACGAUUCGUUCAACAUCAUCACUGGCCGAAAAUCACUUAGAAGAGUUUUUAUAUAAACUUUUAAAAAAAGAACUAUGAUGAACAACAAUCAGUUCCACGAGCUGUUCGGGUCUCAGUGGCCUCCGGACCAACACGGGGGUCACUCGUCGGCGACGACGAUGCUGCACCAGGGCCAGCAGCAGCCCCAGAUGCAACUGAAGAGGGAGCCCCACGACGUGCCCGGGAUGCACUCCAUGGGCAUGGACAUCACGAGCGGCUCCGUCGCCGACAGUACCUCCCCGCCCCCUGGAAACAGUGAAUCUAUGUUCGGAUCUUCCAUCUCGGGAAUGUUCAUGGAUAAAAAGGCCGCUAACUCUAUCAGAGCCCAAAUCGAGAUCAUACCCUGUAAAGUGUGUGGAGAUAAGUCCUCAGGGGUCCACUAUGGGGUGAUCACUUGCGAGGGCUGCAAGGGAUUCUUCAGGAGAUCACAGAGCACAGUGGUCAACUAUCAGUGCCCGAGGAACAAAGCCUGCGUAGUGGACCGCGUCAACAGGAACAGGUGCCAGUACUGCAGGCUCCAGAAGUGUCUUAAGCUGGGAAUGAGCCGCGAUGCGGUGAAGUUCGGUCGCAUGUCCAAGAAGCAGCGGGAGAAGGUGGAGGACGAGGUGAGGUUCCACCAGGCGCAGAUGAGGGCGCAGUCUGACGCCGCCCCGGACUCGGUGUACGACGCGCAGCAACAGACGCCCAGCUCCAGCGACCAGUUCCACGGACACUAUAACAGCAGCUACCAGAACUACGGUUCCCCGCUGUCGUCAUACGGAUACAACGCGCCGCUCAACUCCAACCUGAACAUUCAGGCCCAACCUCCCCAAUACGACGUGUCGGCCAACUACGUGGACUCCACCACGUACGAGCCCAAGCAACCCGGCUUCCUCGACACGGACUUCAUAGACCAUGACGAACAACAAAAAACUAUCCGAGCGUCCACAUCCACGACAACAGCGACGACAGCGACGACGACAAUGAGACAGUCCAUGAGCGACGUCAACAGACCCAGGGUGCAGGAGUUUGACAGAUACGAUGAGAGGAUCCAGAGCCCGCCGGCGAGCGUCAUAGCUAUCAAACAGGAAAUCAAACCGGAGACCUCCAUGGGCGUAGACAAUCUAGUGGCCAGCUACGUCGACUCCACCACGUUCCUUCAUAGUCCGUCGAACCUGAACAGUCCCAUGGACAUACAGAACUCGGUGCUAGUGAGCGGCCAGAGCUCGGUGUCGUUGACGAGCGAGGAGCUCAGCCCCGACGAUCUCACGAACAGCAACGCCAGGCUGAUGGAUCCUCUCAACAUGAACAUGUCGGGCAUGGGUAUGGUGAACCCCAACGCCGUGUCCACGCGGCGGCAGCAGGGCAGCGCGGACGACCUGCCGUCGGAAGGUGAAAUAAGUAAGGUACUGGUUAAAAGUCUUGCGGAGGCUCACGCGAACACGAACCCCAAGUUGGAGUACAUACACGAGAUGUUCAGGAAGCCGCCGGAUGUCUCUAAGUUGCUAUUCUAUAACUCGAUGACGUACGAGGAGAUGUGGCUGGACUGCGCCAACAAGCUCACAUCCAUGAUCCAGAACAUCAUCGAGUUCGCCAAGCUCAUCCCCGGCUUCAUGAAGCUCAGCCAGGACGACCAGAUCCUGCUGCUAAAAUCAGGUUCCUUCGAACUAGCGAUCGUCCGUCUGUCCCGUCUGAUCGACAUCAACAGAGAUCACGUGCUGUACGGUGACGUGGUGCUGCCUAUAAGGGAGUGUGUACACGCACGCGAUCCGCGCGACAUGUCGCUAGUGGCUGGCAUCUUCGACGCUGCUAAGACGAUCGCACGACUCAAGCUCACGGAGACUGAACUGGCGCUGUACCAGAGCUUGGUGCUGCUGUGGCCGGAGCGUCACGGUGUCCGCGGUAACCCUGAGAUCCAGAUGUUGUUCAACAUGUCCAUGGCUACCAUGAGACACGAGAUAGAGACGAACCACGCGCCCCUCAAGGGUGACGUCACAGUACUAGACACACUGCUCGCUAAGAUACCCACCUUCAGAGAGCUGUCGUUAAUGCACCUCGAAGCGCUGUGUCGCUUUAAGGCAGCGCAUCCACAUCACGUAUUCCCAGCGCUUUAUAAGGAACUGUUCUCACUGGACAGCGUCCUAGAUUACACGCAGUAACGAAGGCUGCGACACGGAAAUAACAAAAAAAAAACGCAAAAAAUAACAACAAAAAGCAAAUAAUAAUAACAAAUAACAAGAGUUGUUUCAUUAGCGAUCUCACCCGAGACUCGGCCGUGGACUGGGCUGAUCCGUACUAGUUAUAUAUAUGAUUGUAUGUAUGUACUUUGAGACUGUUAACAUAUUUAUGUACGUACGUACGACGUUAUAUAUAUGUAUAUAUAUAUAAUAUUUUUUUUUCCCGUAAAAGCCUCGGAUCGCCGUCGACGGCUCACAUUCGUAUGUACAUUCGAAUGUAUAAUCGUAUGGAUUAUUAUAUGUAGUUGAUAAUUUUUAAUAAUGACGAAGAAAUAAUAAUUACUAUAUGGACAUAUGAUAAUAGAUGUAGAGGAGGUAUUUUUUUUUUUUUUAUUAUUUUAUUAAGAUUAUAAAUAAAGUUGUAGACCACGUUUUGUUGUAAGAGGUAGGUCAUUUUUUUUUUUUUUAAAUAAUUUUAACAAUUUUUUUUUUUUAUAUAAAGAAUGUAACUUGUUAUUUAUUUCAAAUGAUUAUUAAUAUUGAUGUUUUUGUGGGACGAAGUUUAUUUUGUAACAUAGGAUACUUGAUACUGCCCUUUUUGACUUCGGUUAGCUUCCUUGGUACGGAACCGUCGCGGGGCCGCGGUGCGCCCGCGCGUGAACAAUGUGAAAUUAAACUAAUGAUCGGAUCUUAUUAUUUAACUUGUAUUUAUUAUGAUUUCGACCGUUUUCUAUGAUAAUGAGAUUUGAUCGUGUUUUUUGUACGUUUCGACAUGUAUCGACGGCGGGCAAUUGAUUAUUAUUAUUAUUUUUUUACACUUUUAAAUUUUUUUUUGAUCUCAUUUUUUUUUCGUAUACAUCCGUCUCGCUCCCGGUUUCUCUUGCAUAAUAUGGUACAUGCGUGAUACGUAAUUUUUUUCUUAGCUUUGUAGUUGUUAUGUAUUCCUUUCAUCCUCAAACGAACAAGUUGCCCGCCGUGUUUAGGUUUAACGUUAUGUCUAACACUACGCUAAGUUCGUUCGUUAGCCUUUAUAAUAGACUGGAUAUAAUAACUUUGUAAUUAAUCGACUCAUAUUUUGUAAAUAUCUUAUAAUCGUAUGUAUUUUGUAAUAAAUCUAAGGUUCGAUGGGUUAAUUAUAAUUUUACAUUCUAUGGAAGCAUAUUUUGAUCGUGUCCCGGGAGACGUCGUCUGCGGGCCAUGGGGGAAAUAUUGUUUUUUUUUUUUAACUUUCUAUAUAUUAUAUAUUUUUUGUUAAAUAAAGCAAUCUGUUAUUGUCUAGUUUUGUUUCGUUUUAUUUUUUUUUAUUUUUUCUAUAAUUUCCAAAUAUAUUUUUUUCUGUUUUUUUUUUUCGUUUUUUUUUUUAUUAUUAUUUAUUUAUAUAUAUAUAUAUUUAAUUAAUAAUUAAAAUAGAUAUAAUUCAUGCAUAAAUAGUGAGAAUAUAGCGUAAUAAAAUAUACGGGUGGUUCAAUUUUUAUUUCAAUAUAAUAUAUAUAAUUUUAUUUUAUUUCGAGACGUGUUGUUGAAUUACAAUAAAAAAAAAAAAAAAAAACAAAAGAAAAAACAGAGAAAUUAAAUAAAAUAGAUUUUAUUUUACUUUACAAAAAUGACAGAUUAUUUAAUAUUGUUUUGCUGAACGAUUAAAAAAAUAAUGGGGGCUAUGUCGUUUAUGCAUAUCUAAUGGAGAGAAAAAACCUCAAACGUACAAACGACAAAUAUAGUACUAAGACUGAAAAAUUCGGUAAAAAAAAUAAUAAUAAAAUUAAACCGCUUUUGCCUAAAACUUUAAAUAACCGUCUAAUUUUAAUGCCCGCUACGGACGAUAAGUAAGUUACCCUUACAUUAAAUAAUUUCUGAUGAAAAUCAAAACGGAGUCUACAGACUGACGAAUUUACGAGGUUACAAUUACUUAACGAUUUGAACGUGCCGUUAGCGGGCGGGACCUCGAAUUUAUUUCCGAACAUUCAAAAACAAUCGGAUGCUUUUGGUAAUGAAAUAUAUAUAUAUAUAUAUAUGAAAAAAGAACUAAAUGUCCAUUCUUUAACUCUUAAAGUAGACUUGUGACUGGUGCGGAAUCAAUACGGGACGUGGAUCACGUAUAUCUUAGGGCGGAAGUUUACCGCCAUAGUGUUAGUGUUAGAGGCGACGCGGCGCCGUGUCUGCGCGGUUGGAUAUUAACUUAAAUAUUUUUUUUUUCAAGUUAAAAACACCACCGCGGACCUUUUUAGGGUAACGUUUUAAUUGCUGGGUAGUCUUGUAGGUAUUUCUUAAAAAAAAAAUCAAAAAAAAAAAACAAACUUUUGUACUAUGUUUUGCAAAAAUUUUCACUGAACCAGUUCCAUAGAUUUGGACACGUGAUGUAUUGUAAUGUAUUUUGGACAUACGGCGGGGCGCGAGUGAGGCUCGUCCGGACCGAGCUUCCGGAGGCGGUUUUUGGAUAGUUUGGGUUAUAUCAUUUCACCAAUAAUUAUUUAGAAGAGCUUCUAAUAUAUACGGGGAGGUCGGAAGCGGUCUCCUUAUAAUAAAUAGUGACAAAAAAAAAAUUUGUACCUCUUGUUUUCUAUGAGAUAAUUAUUUUAUAUUAUAAAAAAAAAAUAUUCGUUUGUUAAAUAUUGAGUAUUUUUACACAUUACUGAACAUAUUAAAAAGAGAAACAAAAUAUUAAAAAAAAAUAAAAUAAAAUAAAAUAAAUAAAUAAUAAUAAUAAUGAAAUAAAAAAAACAUAUAUCUAUGUAAGAUAAACAGAUUAUAUUGAUACUAUAACGUGCGGGUGUUGAUCGCGGAACUAGCCGAGGUGAAGCCUUCACCUGAGAGGCUCUGUCGUAAGGCCUGCCUGAGCCUGGUGGUUCCGCCGGUUAACGCGCGCACACAUAGCUUUGUUGGUUUAUGAAUUCAAUACAAACAAUGUACCUAAUUAGAAGGAAGUGGAGCUAAGAACCAAUUAAAUAAAUAUUGUUUUAUUAUUCUCGAAUCACUUGCAAG